This is a messenger RNA of Engraulis encrasicolus (European anchovy), 1997 nucleotides long. RefSeq names its product tachykinin receptor 3-like (gene tacr3l). The transcript has 5 exons. The coding region runs from base 1 to 1233 and encodes 410 amino acids. Gene Ontology annotation, biological process: G protein-coupled receptor signaling pathway; positive regulation of flagellated sperm motility. Gene Ontology annotation, cellular component: sperm midpiece; plasma membrane. The record is from RefSeq and is a predicted model, not a curated record. Gene Ontology annotation, molecular function: tachykinin receptor activity. Lineage: Eukaryota; Metazoa; Chordata; Actinopteri; Clupeiformes; Engraulidae.
AUGACUGCGCAAUCGAAUGGAUCUAAUGUUGGGCGCAACUUCACCAAUCAGUUCAUUCAGCCUCCAUGGAGAGUUGCGCUUUGGUCAGUAGCAUAUUGUUCAGUAUUGGCGGUUGCUGUAUUUGGGAAUCUGAUUGUGAUGUGGAUCAUUUUAGCUCACAAACGCAUGCGGACGGUCACGAAUUAUUUUUUGCUGAACUUGGCAUUCUCUGAUGCGUCAAUGGCUGCCUUCAACACACUCAUUAAUUUUAUUUAUGCCACGCACGGCGAGUGGUACUUUGGAGAAGCGUAUUGCAAGUUCCACAACUUCUUCCCCGUCGCCGCUGUGUUUGCCAGCAUCUAUUCAAUGUCUGCCAUAGCUGUUGACAGGUACAUGGCUAUAAUACAUCCUCUGAAACCCCGCUUGUCCGCAACAGCUACUAAAGUGGUGAUUCUGUGUAUCUGGGCAUUGGCCAUAGUGUUGGCGUUCCCUCUCUGUUAUUAUUCUACCACUUGGCGGACGCGCCAAAGGACGCUCUGUUAUGUGGCCUGGCCAAGACCCUCUGACGACCCCUUCAUGUAUCACAUCAUUGUGGCCGUGUUGAUUUACAUGCUCCCCCUUGUGGUGAUGGGCAUCACCUACACAGUGGUGGGGAUGACAUUAUGGGGUGCCGAGAUCCCCGGGGACUCAUCAGACAACUACCACGAUCAGCUCCUGGCCAAAAGAAAGGUGGUGAAGAUGAUGAUUGUGGUGGUGGUGACCUUUGCCAUUUGCUGGCUGCCAUACCAUGUGUUCUUCAUUGUGACCGUUCUGAACAAGAGGCUGAACCGCUGGAAGUCCAUUCAGCAGGUGUACCUGUUUGUGCUGUGGCUGGCCAUGAGCUCCACCAUGUACAACCCCAUCAUCUACUGUUGUCUCAACGGGAGGUUCCGGGCGGGGUUCAAGCAGGUGCUGCGCUGGUGCCCGCUGGUGCAUGUGUCAAGCGCGGACGAGCUGGAACUCCACGCCCUCCGCCGCCUGCAGCCCCGUAACCAAAGCAGCAUGUGCACACUCUCCCGUGCGGAGACCAGUCUGCGCGGCGAUGACCGGGGACGCAGCCGCAGCAGCCACAGCAAGCACAGGACACCCAGCCAGGGCCAGGCCCAGGCCCAGGCAGGCACUGUUGCCAACGGUAACACAAAAGAGAAGGAGUCUGAGUCUGAGUCUGCUGCCGCUGUCCCUGUCCGUCUAGGUCCACAGGACACAAGAGCAUGACGGCAUCUGUGGUUGUGAACAGAACACACAUGGUUCUUAUUAAGGCUUCUGGAAUAUAUAUAUAUAUAUUGUAUAUAUACGGGGCCUAUAGGGCGCCUUCAGUAUAGCCCAUUUGAAACACUGCCGCUCCUCUAGUCUGUAGGAGUCUGAAGUCAGAAGUCUGUGAAACAAACCUGCCAUCAUUCUGAGGAAUACACAUUUCAUAAUACAAAAAAUUCCUUAAACAAAACUUGUAUGCUUUUCAGCACAGUUAUGUGGUGAACAUGAAAGAACGAUGACAGUGCUUUAUAGAAAAAACAUUAGGAGCGUAGUAAAUAUGAACUACGAUUAUAAUAUAAAAUUAAGAUGACUAUGUUUCUGAAUGUAUUAUAUUGAUUUUGACAUAAAAGAAGGUGUGUGUAUUUUGUGCCAAAAUUGUUUUGUGAUUACCAGUCAGGUGAUAAACAAGUGAUAGGCCUAACUUAAUGUGCAGUGCUAAAAACAUUUGAAUACUGAAUGCAUAUGUGCCAGUUUACAGUACCUUAAUACUUGUAUUGUUACUGUGACAGUGUCUUCGUAUUAUCUGAAAUAUGCAUGUAAGAGUCAUAUGGCUUAUUUGCAGCCUCUCAUCAAGAAAGCUCAUGAUAAAUUGUUUUUGAUGUUUUUCGCUGUUGGUUUCACUUUGAACAAACUAGUUUCUCUACAUCUGGUUAUAGUACAUGUUGUGUUAAGUGCAUAGCUCCACAUAUUAGUGAGAUAAAUACAGGAGGUCCCUGGCAUGGCCG